This is a messenger RNA of Peromyscus californicus insignis, 4158 nucleotides long. RefSeq names its product protein tyrosine phosphatase non-receptor type 9 (gene Ptpn9). The transcript is spliced from 13 exons. The record is from RefSeq and is a predicted model, not a curated record. Gene Ontology annotation, molecular function: protein tyrosine phosphatase activity. Bases 665 to 2548 code for a protein of 627 amino acids. Gene Ontology annotation, biological process: protein dephosphorylation. Lineage: Eukaryota; Metazoa; Chordata; Mammalia; Rodentia; Cricetidae.
GGCCGGCCUCCCCUCCUCCCAGCUCCUCUCUGUCUCCCCCUCUCGGACAGCGUCCCCGUUCGGCCCGGCCCUCCCCGGCGCCUGUUUGUGAAUGAGAUGCUCAGUUUCUCAAUGGAGCCGCGGGGGGCUCGGGCGGACGCGGCGCAGGCCGCAGCGCUGGCCCUGAGCCGGGAGGGGGACGCCUUUUCCUCGCUCGCUCGCGCCCGCCCUCCCUCUCGCCGCCGCGGCUUUUGAGGAACUGGGCCGCGAGGCCGCCGCGCAGGUCGCAGGGCCCGCAUCCCGGAGGACGCCCGGGCUGGGCGGUCUCCAGGCGCCGGCGCUUUCUGGGCCAGCGAGCUUCGCACACGGUGGUGAAGACGCUCGGGAGGCCGGCGGCCCUCUGGAAAUUCACGCCAGGAGCCUUCGCUGGGGGGCUUUGACCAAAGUUGUCGGUUUCAUUAUUUCCUUUAAAAAAAAAAAAAAAAAACCAAAAAACCCGAGCUGCUGUUAGUUCCUCGCCUGCACUUUUUCCCUCCUCUGGAGAGGAGGGGUAGUGUGAGGAAAGGAGUGAAGAAAAUAAGAGGCAUUUCCUCCCGGGGGGAGCGACAGCCGAGCCUCCGCAGCCAGCAGGAGCGGCGUUGGCAGCCGCCGCGGGCGUCGGGCCGCCCCGGUCCCACCACCAUGCAUGAGCCGGCCGAGAGCUGCUGAGGCGCCGGGCCGCAGAAGCCGAGUUCGAGUGCAGCGGGCUCCGGCGCUCGCGGACCAGUCCUGUCCCCGCGGCGGCGGGAUGGAGCCGGCGACCGCGCCCCGGCCGGACAUGGCGCCGGAGCUGACCCCCGAGGAGGAGCAGGCUACUAAGCAGUUUCUUGAGGAGAUCAACAAGUGGACAGUUCAGUACAAUGUUUCUCCACUCUCUUGGAACGUGGCUGUCAAGUUCCUCAUGGCCAGAAAGUUUGAUGUGCUCCGUGCCAUAGAGCUGUUUCACUCCUACAGAGAAACAAGAAGAAAGGAAGGCAUCGUGAAGCUGAAACCUCACGAGGAACCUCUUCGUUCUGAGAUCCUCAGUGGGAAAUUCACCAUCUUGAAUGUUCGAGACCCAACUGGAGCCUCCAUUGCCCUUUUCACUGCCAGGUUACAUCAUCCUCACAAGUCCGUCCAACAUGUGGUACUUCAGGCCUUGUUUUAUUUGCUAGACAGAGCUGUGGACAGCUUUGAAACUCAAAGGAAUGGAUUGGUGUUUAUCUAUGACAUGUGUGGUUCUAAUUAUGCCAACUUCGAGCUAGAUCUUGGCAAGAAAGUCCUAAAUCUGCUGAAGGGAGCAUUUCCAGCUCGUUUGAAGAAGGUGCUGAUUGUAGGAGCACCCAUAUGGUUCCGAGUGCCCUAUUCUAUCAUCAGCCUGCUCUUGAAGGACAAAGUCCGGGAGAGGAUUCAGAUAUUAAAGACAUCUGAAGUUACCCAGCACCUGCCUAGGGAGUGCCUUCCAGAAAAUCUGGGUGGGUACGUCAAAAUUGACCUCGCCACUUGGAAUUUCCAGUUCCUGCCCCAAGUGAACGGCCACCCAGAUCCCUUCGAUGAGAUCAUCCUGUUUUCCCUACCUCCUGCCUUAGACUGGGACUCAGUACAUGUUCCAGGUCCCCAUGCCAUGACCAUCCAAGAGUUGGUAGACUAUGUUAAUACCAGGCAAAAGCGGGGCAUAUAUGAGGAGUAUGAAGACAUCCGCCGUGAGAACCCUGUUGGCACUUUCCACUGUUCCAUGUCUCCAGGAAACCUAGAGAAGAACCGCUAUGGAGAUGUCCCCUGCCUGGACCAAACGCGAGUGAAGCUGACAAAGCGCAGUGGCCACACUCAGACAGAUUACAUCAAUGCCAGUUUCAUGGAUGGCUACAAGCAGAAGAAUGCUUAUAUUGGUACACAAGGCCCUUUGGAGAAUACCUAUCGUGACUUCUGGCUCAUGGUUUGGGAGCAAAAAGUUUUGGUGAUUGUAAUGACUACCCGCUUUGAGGAAGGCGGCAGGAGAAAAUGUGGCCAGUAUUGGCCUUUAGAGAAAGACUCUCGGAUCCGAUUUGGCUUCCUCACGGUGACUAAUCUAGGAGUGGAGAACAUGAACCAUUAUAAGAAAACGACUCUAGAAAUUCACAACACAGAGGAGCGGCAGAAACGCCAGGUGACCCACUUCCAGUUCCUGAGCUGGCCGGAUUAUGGUGUCCCUUCCUCCGCAGCUUCUCUCAUUGACUUUCUGAGAGUGGUCAGAAGGCAGCAGAGCCUGGCUGUCGGCAGCCUGGGGGCACGGUCCAAAGGGCCGUGCCCUGAGCCACCCAUCGUGGUACACUGCAGUGCGGGCAUCGGCAGGACAGGUACCUUCUGCUCACUGGACAUCUGCCUGGCACAGCUGGAGGAGCUGGGCACCCUUAAUGUGUUCCAGACAGUGUCCCGCAUGAGGACACAGAGGGCCUUCAGUAUCCAGACCCCUGAGCAGUACUACUUUUGCUACAAGGCCAUUCUGGAGUUUGCAGAGAAGGAAGGCAUGGUUCCCUCGGGUCACAGCCUGUUGGCCAUGGAGGGUCAAUAACUGUUCCACGAGUUUCCACCUGCUGGCCAGCCUUCCUUAAACUACCCUGGACACCGCUGAGCCUCUAGGUUGCCAUCAGUUACGCUGAAGCCAUGGAUCAACCUCUUUCUUGUGUCUCCCAGCGCACAUGUGCACGCAAGGCAGCCUUUCCCUUUGGCUAGAUCAUGUGGUGCAGUUGCCACUAGAAAGGGCCAGCAGCAAUGUGUUCUUAAUUCCUAGCACCUGCUAUUGAACUGUGCCUUAUUAAAACCAAAUUGUGGCUGUUGAUUUUUGCCAGGGUCCCUGAGGUAAGUGGGGAAGGAACCCCUAUCUCCCAAUGCCAUUCUUCUUCUAGAAGUCUCUUCCUUCCCUCUGCUAGGAUUUGACAGGGAGGUUUGGUGAGCAUUCACCUUCCUGCCCAGAGAGCUUGACCAAGUUACAUAUUCUAGAGAAUGUCCCGAGUGCCAAGCACGUUUAUACAUAGGGCGUGUAUUCCAGUCUUUUCUGUCAUUCUGUGUGUGUGCGCGUGUACUUACGUGUAUGGAUCCAUAUGUAUGUGUGUAUAUAAUAUAUACUGUAUGUGAUAAUAUGGUCAUAUUCUAUAAAUACAUAUACACACAGAUACUCUUUGUAGAAGUUCCUGGGGCUUCAUGUUGCAGUUGAGCAUUCCUUGCUUCUUGGACCCUGCUGACCAGUCUGGACUAGCUGGGGUUGGGGAUCAUGCUCAUGUCGUCAGACAGUGAGAGAAGACAACACAUACUUUUCCGAGGCCACAGGCCCACUCCCUUACUGGUACCUUUCCCUCUGGACUCUAUGCUUGUGGGAGUCAAAAAUACUGACUUAUGGUAACACUGGUUCAGUUUCGCAUGGGUUGUCCUUCAUCUAACAAAUUCUGUUUACUUUGUUGAUUUGGGGAACAGACCUCCACUGUGAUUCCAGACUCUGUCUUAUUACCCCAGCAUUGGGGGGUCCAAGGCUAGAGAUGAAUUUACAGAGCUGCCAGAGCCAAAACUAAUCGGUACGAAGUCUUAAAAGAAAGAAGGAGAAUCCUGGAGUGAAUGAGAGGAACCUACUAUGAAAUUCCCUUCCUGGGAAGACAAACUGGGGCCCUUUUUCUUUUGUUGGAGACCCCUUCCUUUAUGCAACUCUUCCUUGUCUACUGAGAUGCCCAGCUCUCCCUGCCUGCUAGCCUGCCAGAUCCUAGACCUCAAACUGGAUGGGUUCUUUGUCUUUAUAAAGCAUACUCCCCUUGGCUGGAUGAGGUAGUUCCUGUAAUCACUGGUUCCCUGCCCAUCCAACUUGUUCCUGUCUUUUCCCAGUCUGAUUCACCAGGAAUGGAAUCAAGAGUUCUCAACACUCAGUGUUCCUACAAAACCCCACUGAACCCCUAAACCUUUCCCUACUCCAGAUGAUGAGGUUGGCAGCUGGUCAGACCCAAUAAUUUUAUACUGUAAUAAGAUCUUUGAAUGUGUAUAUUCUUAUUUUUUACAAUCAUUUCAUUUUGUAUUUAACAUCAAUGGACUGAAUCAGAUUCAGUAAAUAAUUGUAAUGUUCAUAUUCAAUAUCUUAUAGUGGUACAGUUUUGUAUUUACAUAUAAAUAUACCAACAUGAUUAAACCCUUUUAGCUUCA